UUCACAACAAAAUGCCAAAGGGUCUUCAAAAAUCCCUCCAAAUUUACAUAUCCAAGCUCAAAAAAGCCACCCCACAAUCUCAAAAAGGCCCAUCUCAUCCCACCACCAGCUGGCUCUUAUCAGCUUGCAAGUACCCCAAGACCCCAUCUUUUGCCGUCGAUAGGGACCACUCCAAUAGCCGCGAUAACGCAGCGACACUAACAGACAUCGAUCGCUUCCUCUUCGAGAACUUCAAUUCCCUCUACACCCAAGAACACAACAAUGAAAUCCACGAUACACAAACCAAAAAUGUCUACACAUCAAAUUCCGCAACCUACAUCAACGACAUCGACAUCGACACCGACGACGGCUGCGAUAAGACCAUGAUCAUGUCCGACUCGACGAGAUUUCUCAAAACACCACCAAAUCUCCGAUCAUCCCAACGCUUCUUUGCAUCCCCAUGCACGUCCAAUUCAUUACUCGAAGAGGCCCAAUCGAGCCGGUCGGCAUCUGACGACAUGGCCCACACCCUUCCCGGCGAGAGCAUUGCACUGCUAACAUACUCACAUGACCCAUACGACGACUUCAGGCAGUCCAUGCAGGAGAUGGUCGACGCACACCAAGUGGAUCAAUGUCAGCCGUUGGAUUGGGACUAUAUGGAAGAUCUUCUCUUUUGCUACUUGAAUUUGAAUGAGAAGAGGGCGCACAAGUACAUACUAGGUGCAUUUGUUGAUAUGAUGAUCAGUUUCCGACAACAAGAUUCCGGCAAGGUUAUGAAGAGUGUGCAUAAGAUUCCGUCGACCAGAGAGAGGAGGAGGAAGGUGGUGGAAGAGAAUGCUGACAUCAUUUUCCGGGAGAGAGCUGACGUGGAUUGUGGUUGAUUUUUUUUCAAAAGAAAGCGUAAAGCGUGCCGCAAGAAAAGGUGAUACACCAUAUAUAAUACAUAUAUAUACAGAGGGAUUAGAGACAUGCAAAUGUAAAUAAUG
Molecule: messenger RNA, 965 nt
Organism: Magnolia sinica
Lineage: Eukaryota; Viridiplantae; Streptophyta; Magnoliopsida; Magnoliales; Magnoliaceae
Product: transcription repressor OFP14
Exons: 1
Coding region: 12-860 (282 amino acids)
Biological process (GO): negative regulation of DNA-templated transcription
Source: RefSeq, a predicted model, not a curated record